Messenger RNA from Pseudophryne corroboree (corroboree frog), 7720 nucleotides. It is a transcript of the gene TANC2, whose product is annotated as tetratricopeptide repeat, ankyrin repeat and coiled-coil containing 2. Gene Ontology annotation, molecular function: protein binding. Gene Ontology annotation, biological process: regulation of dendritic spine morphogenesis. The transcript has 30 exons. The record is from RefSeq and is a predicted model, not a curated record. Bases 439 to 6606 code for a protein of 2055 amino acids. Gene Ontology annotation, cellular component: dendritic spine. NCBI's taxonomy places the organism in Eukaryota, Metazoa, Chordata, Amphibia, Anura, Myobatrachidae.
GAUGGGCGUGGUAACGGCGUUCGGUCCUAGAGUCGGUGGGUCGGUGCGGGCCGUAGCUGCGGGACCGGGAGGGAAGCACUGGAGGAGGUGAGGCAGAAACCGAAGUUAGGAGGAUCGGGGAAGAGUGACCACAGCUUCGGACGUAGGGAGGGCCCACGGAGGAGGCUGUCAAAGAACCAGGGCCGGUUCCCGUACUGCGGAGGGAGCCGGCCUGGGGAAGAGGCUGACGAAGCUGCCAGGACAGACGUGGAGGUGGCGGCUGCUGCUGCUGCUGCAGGUAAAGUCAAGACCGCUACGGAUACCUGUCCUUUCUGCAUCCCAAAUCACUAAAGAGAGCCGGAUUUGUGCUGUGUAUGGAGAGAGUCGCAGUGUCUCACGGCCGCCACCUGGUUCACUCUGCACAAGAUUCCUGUCUGACGUGAGAUUAGUAAAGCAGACAUGUUCCGGAACAGUCUGAAGAUGCUUCUAAGCGGUGGAAAAUCGAACAGGAAAAAUCGGUCUAGUGAUGGGGGGAAUGAGGAGCCACAGGAUCGGAGGCAGCACAGUGUAGACUCCCGCCACGGCCGUGCUUCACAAGGUGGCUCCUCAUCUGAGAACGACUGUGCGUUUGAGCCGGAUUACUCCAUCACACCCCUCCCUGUGACCGAGGGAAUGCAGCAUAUACGCAUGAUGGAGGGCAUGUCCCGCUCGCUGCCCUCUUCCCCCCUUCUUACCCACCAAGCCAUCAGUGUGCGACUGCAGCCUGUCAAGAAACUAACUGCCCCACUGAGGAAAGCAAAGUUUGUGGAGAGUCCCAGAAUUCCAGAAUCUGAUUUAGGCUCUCCGACCCUUGGCUCGUCCCAGAAACUGGACGCGGAUGCAUAUCUGUUGGGGGAAGAGGAGUCUGUCUUGGGCCCUCCUCCAUCCGUUGAUGAAGCAGCCAACACCCUCAUGACCCGACUGGGCUUUCUCCUGGGAGAAAAAGUCAGCGAGGUCCAAGCUGCCAGUCCCCAGUACACUAUGGAGGGGCAAGAAGAGAACCAGGGCUCUGCGGCAACUCAGCGGAUCAGUCCCUGCUCCACUCUGACAAGUAGUACAGCUUCUCCUCCUGCCAGCAGUCCUUGCUCCACCCUCCCUCCACCAAGUACUACUGUCCCCACAAAGGACUGCAGCCCCACAUCCACCCUAGAGAGCAGGGACAGCGGCAUUAUUGCCACACUGACCAGCUACUCGGAGAAUAUGGACCGUUCCAAGUAUGGUGCAGACAGCAGCAAGGAGCUUGGCUCUCGUGGAUCUGUUAAGCAGGCCCAGAAGUCCAUGGAUUCCAGUCUGUACCGGGUGGAUGAGAAUUUAAUGGCCUCUACUUUCAGCUUAAACAAGAUCCCCGAGAGGGGACUGGACUCGGGACUCUCUCAAUCUGUGCAGUCCAUCCCACUCUACCUCAUGCCCCGCCCCAACUCUGUCGCAGCCACCAGCUCUGCACACUUGGAAGAUCUUGCAUACUUGGAUGAACAGAGACACACACCCCUGCGUACCUCCUUACGAAUGCCACGACAGACUCUGGCUGGACCACGCACCCCACAGGAUCUACGAGUUCGCUUUGCUCCUUACCGGCCCCCGGAUAUCUCCCUGAAGCCCCUUCUGUUUGAGGUGCCAAGCAUCACCACAGACACCACCUUUGUUGGCCGGGACUGGCUUUUCCAUGAGAUAGAUGCACAGCUGCAGAGUGAUGAUGAGACUGUGAAUCGAGGAGUGGUGAUCUGUGGCAACAUUGGCUUUGGGAAAACCGCCAUUAUCUCCCGGCUGGUAUCCCUUAGUUGUCAUGGGACCCGUAUGAGACAGAUUACAUCUGACAGCCCUCAUGCCUCUCCUAAGCAUUCAGAGGCUAACCGUGAACUUACACAGCCAGGACAGGCUCAUUCUGGUAUCACUGGCGGGAGUUGUCCAGGAACACCUGAAAUGCGUAGAAGGCAAGAAGAAGCUAUGAGGAGGAUAGCUGCGCAGGUGGUGGCAUAUCACUACUGUCAGGCUGAUAACGCAUACACAUGCCUAGUGCCUGAGUUUGUUCACAAUGUGGCUGCCCUGCUGUGUCGUGCUCCCCAGCUUGUAUCUUAUCGGGAGCAGCUCCUGCGUGAACCACACCUACAGAGUCUACUUAGCUUGCGGUCCUGUGUACAGGACCCAGCUGCAUCUUUCCGAAGGGGGGUUCUUGAGCCACUAGAGAACUUGUACAAAGAGAGAAAGAUACCAGAUGAGGAUUAUAUUAUACUGAUAGAUGGACUGAAUGAGGCGGAGUUCCACAAGCCAGACUAUGGAGACACCAUAGUGUCCUUUCUCAGCAAGAUGAUAGGAAAGCUCCCCCAUUGGUUGAAGCUUAUUGUUACUGUGAGGACCACCCUGCAGGAAAUAACCAAGCUUCUUCCAUUCCACCGAAUUUUUCUGGAUCGACUGGAAGAAAAUGAGGCCAUAGAUCAGGACCUUCAGGCAUACAUCUUGCAACGCAUCCACAGCAGCUCUGAAAUUCAGAAUAAUAUAUCCCUCAAUGGAAAGAUGGACAACACCACAUUUGGAAAACUCAGUUCUCAUCUAAAGACAUUGAGCCAAGGCUCCUAUCUGUACCUGAAGCUUACAUUUGACCUUAUAGAGAAGGGCUACCUAGUACUCAAGAGCUCCAGUUACAAAGUGGUUCCUGUGUCCCUGUCUGAGGUCUACCUACUACAAUGUAACAUGAGAUUCCCUACGCAAUCCUCCUUUGAGAGGGCCCUGCCUCUCCUUAAUGUUGCUGUAGCCUCUCUUCAUCCAUUGACAGAUGAGCACAUCUUCCAGUCCAUCAAUGCAGGCAGCGUGGAUGGAGGUCUCGAGUGGGAGGAUUUCCAGCAACGUAUGGAGAAUCUUUCUAUGUUCCUGAUUAAGAGGCGGGACCUGACUCGAAUGUUCGUACAUCCAUCCUUCAGGGAGUGGUUAAUUUGGAGAGAGGAUGGGGAGAAAACAAAAUUUCUCUGUGAUCCAAGGAGCGGACAUAUCCUGCUGGCUUUCUGGUUCUCUCGUCAGGAGGGGAAGCUGAACAGACAACAGACCAUAGAGCUUGGACACCACAUACUGAAAGCACAUAUCUUUAAGGGUCUCAGUAAAAAGGUUGGCGUUUCCUCGUCCAUCUUGCAAGCACUGUGGAUUUCCUACAGCACAGAUGGCCUCUCUAUGGCACUUGCAUCCCUCCGAAAUCUCUACACUCCUAACACAAAGGUGAGCCGGCUCCUAAUCAUGGGUGGAGCCAAUGUAAAUUACCGCACUGAGGUUCUGAACAACGCGCCUAUCCUGUGUGUUCAAGCGCAUCUGGGAUACACUGAGAUGGUGGCACUGCUCCUAGAGUUUUCCGUCAAUGUAGAUGCAAGCUCAGAGAGUGGCAUGACCCCUCUAGGUUAUGCUGCGGCUUCAGGUCACCUGACCAUUGUCAUUCUUCUUUGUAAGAGGAGAGCCAAGGUGGACCUCCUUGAUAAGAACGGGCAAUGCGCACUAGUCCAUGCUGCUCUGCGAGGCCACCUGGAGGUAGUAAAAUACCUCAUCCAGUGGGACUGGACUAUGGCUGGGCAGCAGCCUGGAGUCCUAAAGAAGAGUCAAGCCAUCCAGCAAGCCCUGAUUGCAGCAGCCAGCAUGGGAUACUCAGAGAUUGUCUCCUACCUCUUGGAUCUACCAGAGAAGGAUGAGGAAGAGGAACAGAGAGCUCAGAUCAACAGCUUUGACGGAUUGUGGGGAGAGACAGCACUGACAGCUGCUGCGGGUCGUGGGAAGCUUGAUGUUUGCCGCCUACUCCUGGAGCAGGGUGCUGCUGUAUCUCAGCCUAACCGAAGAGGCGUUGUCCCAAUAUUCAGUGCUGUAAGACAAGGGCACUGGCAGAUCGUAGACCUACUACUUACACAUGGUGCAGAUGUUAACAUGGCAGAUAAGCAGGGUCGUACUCCAUUAAUGACUGCAGCAUCUGAAGGGCAUGUAGCCACUGUCGAGUUUCUGCUGGCACAAGGAGCUUCCAUUGGCCUCAUGGACAAGGAGGGACUGACUUCUCUAAGCUGGGCCUGUCUGAAGGGGCACCUCGCUGUGGUGAGGUCACUGGUGGAAAGCGGGGCUGCCACUGACCAUGCUGACAAAAAUGGACGUACACCACUGGACCUCGCAGCCUUUUAUGGAGACGCUGAGGUGGUCCAGUUCCUGGUGGACCAUGGUGCAAUGAUAGAACACGUGGAUUAUAGUGGAAUGCGCCCAUUAGACAGAGCCGUAGGCUGCAGGAACACUUCUGUUGUGGUGGCUCUUUUGAAGAAAGGCGCCAAAAUAGGCUGUCAGACCUUACCAAGCCGCCCAAAAGGUCCAGCCACCUGGGCCAUGGCAACGUCCAAACCAGACAUCAUGGUCAUUCUGCUGAGUAAACUGAUGGAGGAGGGAGACAUGUUCUACAAGAAAGGGAAGGUAAAAGAAGCCGCACAGAGAUACCAAUACGCUAUGAAGAAGUUUCCUCGUGAGGGAUUCGGAGAGGAUCUAAAGACCUUUCGAGAACUGAAGGUGUCACUUUUACUCAACCUGUCCCGCUGUCGCCGGAAGAUGAAUGACUUUGGAAUGGCAGAGGAAUUUGCAACAAAGGCUCUGGAGCUGAAACCAAAAUCAUAUGAGGCAUUCUAUGCCCGAGCCAGAGCCAAGCGGAGUAGCAGACAGUUUUCCGCAGCUUUGGAAGACCUGAAUGAGGCUGUCCAGCUAUGCCCUAACAAUCGUGAGAUCCAGCGACUUCUAAUGAGGGUGGAAGAGGAAUGCAGGCAAAUCCAGCAAGAAGAAGAAGUUCAGGAGAUGCAGGAUGAGCCUGAAGCAGAAGUUCAAAAUGAGGACAUUGACUCCACACAGGAAGACAUCUAUGAGGAAGAGUACCUUGAGCAAGAUAUUGAUAAUGUUCCUGUAGGAUUACAAACUGAAGGACGCCAAUGUCAGGGCCUUCCAGGCAUGCAGAGUCCACCCCAAUCUCCUGCCCAUCGGGACUCUGCAUACAUGUCAGGCUCACACCAAGUAUUUGACUUUAGAUCUAAUAGCUCAGUUGGCUCCCCUACUCGGCAAAAUUACCAAUCCACUUCUCCACCCCUCUCUCCAACACAUCAGAACUCUCACUAUCGUUCUAGUCCUCCCCAAACAUCUCCUGCUCACCAGAGCUCUUCCUACCACUUUAGUCCGCCUCCUGUGGGGGGUCAGGUAAUGGACUACCCCAGCCCACCUCCAUCACCGUUACGAAGAGCCCCCCAGUAUAGAGCUAGCCCUCCAAGUGAAAGUAUUGGCAUGUAUCGUCAACAGUCUGGUUCACCAGUGAGGUACCAGCAAGAGCCAUGUGUGAACCAGCAUCCCGGAAGACCCAAGUCUCCACUGUCCAAGAUAUCACAGAGGUCUUUCCAAAUUUCACAGCUUCCCACUGCAGUUCCACAACCUGCACACAGAUUACAGCCAGCCAAGGCACAAAUUGUACGCAGCAAUCAGCCCAGCUCUGCAGUGCACUCCAGUGCAGUGAUUCCUGGAGGUACGUAUGGGCAGGUAGCACAUGGUAUGGCAAGUAAAUACCAGACAUCCUCUGGAGAAAUGAGUCAAAGCCGAUUAGUAUAUCAAGCUUCCCUUGGUGGUCUUAUAGCUGAUGGACGCCCAGUGCAGCAUGUGCAGGCCAGUUUGAGUGCAGGAGCCAUCUGUCAGCAUGGUGGCCUUGUCAAGGAAGACAUACCCCAGCGGCCAACCUCUGCCUAUAGGGGUGGUAUGAGGUACAACCAGACCCCACAAAUUGGCCGUAGUCAGUCUGCAUCUUACUAUCCUGUAUGUCACUCCAAGCUGGAGCUUGAGCGCACUUCUCUGCCCUCCAGCCAACUAGGUUCUCCAGAUGUUUCCCACCUCAUAAGGAGGCCCGUGAGUAUUAAUCCUAGUGAAAUCAAGCCUCACCCACCCACGCCAAGGCCACUGUUACACUCACAGAGUGUAGGACUUCGGUUUUCUCCAUCCAGCAACAGUAUUUCAUCCUCUUCCAGCCUUUCUGCCACUUUCCGACCAUCUGCUUCUAUUCAACAGAUGGAGAUCCCUCUGAAGCCAGCUUAUGAAAGACUCUGCGAUGAGCUAUCACCUGUUUCCCCACCCCAAGGAAGUUACCCCAGUGAGCCCACACGCUCCAGGACCACCCCCUUUAUGGGUAUAAUUGACAAGACAGCACGGACUCAGCAGUAUCCCCACCACCAUCCGCAGAGCAGGACAUGGGCUGUUUCUUCUGUUGACACUGUCCUCAGUCCCACAUCUCCUGGCAUCUUGCCCCAACAAGAAUCCUUCAGUCCUCCCUCUUCUAUCAGCAACAUUGCCUUUUAUAACAAAACCAACAAUGCACAGAAUGGGCAUCUGCUUGAAGACGACUACUAUGGCCCACAUGGUGUGCUAGCUAAUGGCUCUCGAGGGGACAUACUGGAGAGAGUCACACAGGCCUCCUCCUAUCCUGAUGUCAAAGUGGCCAGAACACUGCCUGUUGCACAGGCUUACCAGGACAACCUGUACAGACAACUGUCUCGGGACUCUCGGCAAGGCCAGACUUCACCCAUCAAACCAAAGAGACCAUUUGUGGAGUCCAAUGUGUAGGAAUAUAGACUCUCCCCCACCUAUUCCCCAAUUUCCCUAUAUUAUACCUUUCUUCGCUCUAUAGCUAUACCUCCCUAAAUUCUGGUGAUUAGCUACUCUUCCAGUCCCUGGCCCCUCCACUGUAGUGUUAUUCUAUACCAAUCUCUUUAGGCAGUCAGUCUUUUUGUGCAGUAGGGUUUUCAUGUAUACCUUUCAAACACUGACCAGUUAGUCAUGAGGUAUACCUACUCAACUGCCCAAUUUAAGUUGUAAUUGAGUCAUUGCACUUAGGCCACUAGGACAUCCAGUCAGCCCAUGGUCCUUCUUACUGUCCUAGGAUUUAAAAGGAGUGAGACUAUGUUUCCUCCAAGUGACAACAUUUCUGCAGGCAAUGUGCAUCGGUCUUAGUACCCUGCUCAGAGUUAGAAGACGGAACCCUACAUGUGAGAGCAGGGAUCAAACACUAAUACAAAUCUAAGGCCACUUGCAACACAAAAAAGUUCUGGAAACCUGUUAAAUAAAGGGCUGUCCAUUGUUACAUUAAAUACAAUCAAUAGACUUUUAAAUGUAUGUGUAUUCCAUGACACUGUCAUGUUUUAAACAUGUGGGCUCUUCUGAUAGCCCUUGUUUCACACACCGUAACACUUCAACAUUAACAUCCAUGAUUAGAAUAAAUAAUGUGGCCAAAGUAAAUAAUUAAAGUUAAAUGGAGCUACAGCAUACUGUACAGUCUUCUACCAAGUAAAUAUUUGUGCCCGUUUCCAAAUCAUGUGCCAAAGCCUGCUACUGUGAGACACCUCAGGAGGCCACUCGGAACUCAUUUUACUACAAAUGCGCUGUUGUUCAGCUAUCCCACGCAAUAAAAUUAAUGGGCUAAAACACACAGAGAGUACAAUACAGGUAGCAUUUUUGUUUAAUGAGUAUUAUUUUAAAUUUUUUAAAAGCAAAUAUAUUCUCCAGCAGUUGUAUCACAGUGGACUUGCUGAUGUGUCUUAUAAUUGGCGCAAUGCUGCAGGGUGGAAAACAUAAGACACAUGAUUUGGCUACAGUCAGAAAUAAUGGACAAAAUAUGUUACAUAUAAAGUAUAAUGGGUUAAUGCUGAAUAAACAUGUUUGCUCCCGUGUUUGAAAUACA